Messenger RNA from Juglans regia (Persian walnut), 1869 nucleotides. RefSeq lists its product as uncharacterized. Gene Ontology annotation, molecular function: zinc ion binding; nucleic acid binding. The transcript has 2 exons. Bases 829 to 1371 code for a protein of 180 amino acids. Lineage: Eukaryota; Viridiplantae; Streptophyta; Magnoliopsida; Fagales; Juglandaceae. The record is from RefSeq and is a predicted model, not a curated record.
UGUUUGUUCUUGGCCUCUUGUGUGACUAUCGUUGUCUGAGUUGAAGGUUGGGGUUCCUUGUGACUUUCGGCAACCUCUUAGUGUUUCUUGUGCAUUAUUGGCGCUGUCUGUGUCAAUUUUUAGCCUCUGUUUCGAAAAAAAAAAAUUUCGUCUGUAGCGGUGAUUAUCGGCACUCUGUUUCAGCGAGUGUAUUGAGUGUAUUGUGGAUUUAUGAGGUUGUCGGCAUAUUAUGUGAGUGAUUUUUGGGCUGCGAUACGUUGUAUUGCAUGUGGGUGAUAACUUCUCAGACUAUCGGCGUUAUCUGCAGCAGUUUGGUGCUUCUUGGUGAGGUUUGUUGCAUCAAGGGUUUCUUGUCUAUCAUGUCUUCUGAAAUUAGAGAUUCUCUUCUGGUUCGAUUCAAUGGCAAGAAUUAUGCUGCGUGGUCUUUUCAGUUUCAACUUUUGGUGAAAGGAAAGGAACUUUGGGGUCAUAUUGAUGGGAGUAGUGUGGCACCAUAAGACAAAGUUCAGCUGGCUUCUUGGGAAAGCAAGGAUGCCCGAGUCAUGUCUUGGAUUUUUGGAUCUGUUGAUCCCCAUAUUAUCUUGAAUUUACGCUCAUUCAAGAAUGCUCGUGAUAUGUGGAAUCAUCUCAAGCGGCUGUAUACUCAGAAUAAUGCAGCGAGGAGAUUUCAACUCGAACUAGAGAUGUCGAAUUUCUCUCAAGGAGCUCUCUCUGUGGAGGAGUUUUAUUCUGGUUUUUGCAACUUGUGGGCUGAGUAUACAGAUAUUUUAUACACUUCAAUUCCAACAACAAGUUUGGGCCGAUAUUCAAGCUGUUCAUGAAGCAAGUAUGCGGGCACAGUUUCUUAUGAAACUAAGGCCGGAAUUUGAAUUUAUUCGUGCUAAUCUGAUGAACCGAGAUCCUGUACCUCCACUUGAUAUGUGUUUGGGAGAGAUAUUUCGAGAGGAGCAAAGAUUAAUGACUCAAACAGCCAUGGAACAAGCUACUUCAGCUCCUGUGGCAUAUGCAGCUCAAGGAAAAACCAAAGGGAGGGAUUUGAGCACUACUCAAUGCUAUAGUUGCAAAGGUUAUGGGCAUCUUGAUGCAAAUUAUUCUAAGAAAACUUGCAACUAUUGCAAGAAGCAAGGACAUAUUAUCAAGGAUUGCCCAAUACGUCCUCCACGUCGCCAAGCAACUGCCUAUUCAGCUGCUGCUGAGGCUACUAGUGCUGCCAGUUCUACCUUGGCCACUUCUUCUCAUGUUCCAGCUUCCACUUCUCAAAAUUCCACUCCUAUUACACCAGAAAUGGUCCAACAAAUGAUAAUCUCAGCUCUUUCAGCUUUUGGUAUUUCAGGAUCAGGUGACCGGGAAGAUGAUCGCGAGGGGUCCUAAAAAGGGUCGGCUGUUUCCUUUAUGUUUAGAUUCCAAAUCUGUUGAGUCAAAGUCUUUAUCUUCGUUUCUUGUAAUGUUGGUACUUUGAGUGUGAAGGAUUGGCAUAGGCGGUUGGGCCAUCCCAAUUCUCACAUACUUCAUAAGUUGUCAUCUUCUGGUUUAAUUGGCAAUAAAGAUCUCUAUUCUCUUGCUCAAUUAAAUUUUGAUUGUGAUACAUGCAAGUUAGCUACAAGUAAAGUUUUGCAUUUUCCUUCAAAAGGAUCUCAUGCCACUCGUGCCUUUGAUGUUAUUCAUAGUGAUGUGUGGGGUAUUGCCCCGAUAGAAUCUCAUGAUCGUUAUAAAUAUUUUAUGACGUUUAUUGAUGAUUAUACUAGUUUUACAUGGAUUUACUUUCUUCGCACUAAGAAUGAAGUAUUUCCGGUAUUCAAGCGUUUCUUGGCUCAUCUCACUAAUCAAUUCUCUACCUCCAUUAAGGUUCUUCGCUCCGAUUUAGGAGGA